Grus americana (Whooping crane) is the source of this 1429-nucleotide messenger RNA. RefSeq names its product SLX1 homolog A, structure-specific endonuclease subunit (gene SLX1A). The transcript is spliced from 6 exons. Gene Ontology annotation, biological process: double-strand break repair via homologous recombination. Bases 382 to 1248 code for a protein of 288 amino acids. Lineage: Eukaryota; Metazoa; Chordata; Aves; Gruiformes; Gruidae. Gene Ontology annotation, molecular function: 5'-flap endonuclease activity; crossover junction DNA endonuclease activity. The record is from RefSeq and is a predicted model, not a curated record. Gene Ontology annotation, cellular component: Slx1-Slx4 complex.
GGACGGGGGAGGGGGGAAGGGUUUUACCGUAAACGAGGCGGAAGUGGUGGGGAGGGGUGCGCGGGGGGUUGUGGGUAACGAGGCGGGAAUGGGGGGGCGCCAUAACCGCGCGCAGGGGGUUGUGGGUAACGAGGCGGAAGUACCCGGGCUCCGCCGCCGCGGGGAGUUGUGGGUAGGGAGGCGGGAAGAGGGGGCGCCAUAGCUGCGCGCGGGGGAUUGUGGGUAACGAGGCGGAAGUAACCGGGCUCCGCCGCCGCGGGGGCUUGUGGGUAGGGAGGCGCCGCGGCGGGGGGGGGGGCGGGGUGUUGGUUUAUGGGUAACGAGGCGGAAGCGUCGGGCCGUGCCCGCGGGGGGUUGUGGGUAGCGAGGCCCCGUUCCCGAAUGGCGGUGCGGGCCGUUUACCUGCUGCGCUCGGCUCACCCCCGGUUCGGCGGGAGGAGCUACGUGGGUUUCACGGUGGAUCCGGAACGGCGGCUACGGCAGCACAACGCGGGCAGGAGGCGGGGAGGAGCCUGGAGAACCAGCGGCCGCGGCCCUUGGGAAAUGGAGCUUUACGUCUACGGGUUCCCGUCGGAUGUGGCGGCGCUGAGGUUCGAGUGGGCGUGGCAACACCCCGCCGCUUCCCGCCGCCUCCCCGACGUCACCCCGCGCCGACCCCGCGAGCGGCCAAUCGCCUUCGCCCUCCGCCUCUUGCCCCGCCUCCUGCGGGCCCCGCCCUGGCGCCGCCUCCCUUUGCGCCUGCGCUGGCUCCGCCCCCCGCCCCACCCCGCCCUCGAGCCGGCCCCGCCCCGGCACGUGGUGGUGGAAAGGGGGCGGUUCCACGCGCGGAGGCCACGCCCACGGCGCCCCGCAGGGACACGCCCAGAGGCGCUGGACACGCCCCCUACGGAGGCCACGCCCCCGCCGCCACCAUGUGACCUCUGCGGGGAGCCAUGUAAGGACGAGGCCACGCCCCCCCUGCGCUGUCCCCGCCCCCUUUGCCCGCUGGCCGCCCAUCCCCCCUGCCUGGCCCGGCUCUUCCUGCGCCCGGAGCCCCGGGAGCUGCUGCCCGUGGGCGGGGCCUGCCCGCGCUGCCACGCCCACCUCCUCUGGGGCGACCUGAUUCGCCACCACCUCGGUGACCCCGCCCCCUCGGCCGAAGAGGAGGCGGAGCCAGAGGACCACGCCCAGGCUCAUUGGACGGACCAGCUGCUGUGCCCCGGGGGGGCGGAGCCAGGCGCAGGCUCCGCCCCCCCCGCCGGGUUUUAAUCAUGGUUUUAAUUAAUUUAUUUACAAUAAAAAAAAUCAAAAGGGGGGGGAAGGGGGCUCAGGCCCCGCCCCCUUUCGCCCCACCCGCCAUUUUCUGGGUGUGUCUCCCCUUUAGCCCCGCCCCUUUGCCAGGCCCCUCCCAUUUUGGAGGAAGCCCCUCCCACUUUUCGGCUGCCACGCC